Parathielavia appendiculata is the source of this 289-nucleotide messenger RNA. RefSeq lists its product as uncharacterized. NCBI's taxonomy places the organism in Eukaryota, Fungi, Ascomycota, Sordariomycetes, Sordariales, Chaetomiaceae. The record is from RefSeq and is a predicted model, not a curated record. The transcript is spliced from 4 exons. Bases 100 to 285 code for a protein of 61 amino acids.
UAUUGCAAGAAGAACAACAUUAUAACACUCUGUCCUCCUCCCCGUUCGUCGCACCUUACCCAGCGUCUCGAUGUUGGUUGUUCUAGCGUCUUGAAGAAGAUGUACGGUGCCGAGAUUGAGCUCUUCAUCAAGGCGCGGAUUACGUAUAUCACCAAGCCCGACGAGUUCUUCCUUGCAUUCAAAGCCGCUGUAACGGUCUCAGGUAGUAUAUUGCAACUAGCUGAUGACGACUCUACGAGUACACUGAACUUGGGGGAGGAAAGAAGAGAUGUGAGACUCUGGUAGCUCG